Messenger RNA from Racocetra persica, 140 nucleotides. The record is from the annotation of a GenBank genome assembly. Lineage: Eukaryota; Fungi; Glomeromycota; Glomeromycetes; Diversisporales; Gigasporaceae.
AAAAAACUCCAUUAAUUGAAGAAGAAAAAAAAGAAACCGAAGAAAAAAUACUAUUAAUCAAUAAUAUCAAAAACACUAUUGAUAAAAAAACUGAAAAAAUUAAUGAACUCGAUGCUGAAAACAAAGAACUCAAAAAUUAA